AUGACGAUACGUGUGCGUGAGUCUACGGAGGACGACAUUCCCGCCAUUGCUCGCAUAGCUUCGGCGGCCUUUCACCCGGAAACAGAUGCCAUUGCAGCCCGGCUAUUUCCUGCUCGGCUCGCUGGAGAAGGCGAAGCCUAUUCCUGGCGAUAUGCCAAAAAGACGGCAAGCCUGAGUUCCACAGACGCCAUCAUGGUCGUAGCCGUCGACGACUCUCUAAACGACCAGGUGGUGGGCUUUGCUCUGUGGGAUGUAUACAGACAAUCGCAGGCGGCCAAUCAACCCCCGUCUGCCGCUCAACAACAGCCACCACCCUCGUUCGACCAGGAGGCGUAUGCAGAGCUCCGCGCUAUCGUUUCAGCCGACCACCAGGAGAUGUUCGGAGAAAGAGGCAUCAAGGACGUCUGGCAUCUUGAUUACCUCGGGGUGGACCCGCAGCAGCAGCGGAAGGGGAUCGGGAAGAUCCUUUUGGACUGGGGCAUCAGCCGGGCGGCGAGCGAAGGAAAGGACUGCUAUUUGCUGGCGACGCCUGCCGGGAAGACGCUGUACGACAAGACGGGCUUUGAGGAGGUGAGGACCGUGCCAAUAUUUGGUGUUUUGCACACCUCCAUGAUACUUAGACACGGCAAAUGA
Messenger RNA from Trichoderma breve, 633 nucleotides. RefSeq names its product acetyltransferase (GNAT) domain-containing protein. Gene Ontology annotation, molecular function: acyltransferase activity, transferring groups other than amino-acyl groups. Lineage: Eukaryota; Fungi; Ascomycota; Sordariomycetes; Hypocreales; Hypocreaceae. The transcript has 2 exons. Bases 1 to 633 code for a protein of 210 amino acids. The record is from RefSeq and is a predicted model, not a curated record.